GGCAACAAAUUUUUUCAAUUUAAAAGAAUCUAUGAUAAAACAAACACAUAAACAACUAUAAUAGAGGAGUUAAAAGAUUCACACAUAACAAAGCUAACUUAAUUUUCUUCAAAACAAGAAAAGAAAAGAAAAAACCAAAUCCAAAUCCAAAAACAAAGCGCCACGUGGCAUUAAUAGAAUAACAACCAAAUGAAGAAAUGGAUAAGCUUACCAUCAUCACUAACCAUGGCAAUCGCCACCACACCAACAACACUCCAACGAAAUCGGAAACUCAGCAAUGAGUGUCGCCGUCGCAACAUCUAUGCUUUCUUCUUCCAUCCAUUCCCACCGUCGCCUCCAUUUAUUCAAACCCAGAUCAUCCUUCUCCAUUUCCCUUUCUCUUUCCCCUCCAAAACCCACCCAAACCAGCGUCGUCAUCAUCGGAGCCGGCCUGGCUGGCUUAGCCGCCGCCACCCACCUCCGCUCCAAAAACAUCCCCUUCCUCCUCCUCGAAGCCUCCGACGGCGUCGGUGGUCGUGUCCGCACCGACCUCGUCGACGGCUUCCUCCUCGAUCGCGGCUUCCAAAUCUUUAUCACCGCAUACCCUGAAGCCCAAUCUCUCCUCAAUUACCAAUCUCUCCGCCUCCAAAAAUUCUACUCCGGUGCUUUUGUCUAUUACGACCGGCAAUUCCACACCGUCGCCGAUCCUUUGCGCCAUUUCAUUGACUCUCUCGGUUCUCUAUCCAAUCCAAUUGGCUCUGUUUUUGACAAAUUGCUCAUUGGGCUUACCAGAGCCAGAGUCCUUGCCAAGGCGGAUGAGGAAAUUUUCACCGCCGACGAGGCUUCUACCAUUGAUUUUCUUCAGCAAAUUGGUUUUUCUGAUUCUAUAAUUUCCCGAUUCUUCCGUCCGUUUUUUGGUGGAAUUUUCUUCGAUACCCAAUUGGAAACCUCCUCCCGAUUGUUUAAUUUCAUUUUCAAAUGCCUUGCUCUAGGCGAUAAUACUCUACCAGCCGACGGAAUCAGCGCAAUCCCUCAACAACUGGCGUUCAAUCUUCCACCGGAGACUAUUUUACUGAAUUCCAAAGUGGUCUCCGUCGAUUUCGAUGACUCAUCGAAAUCGAAAUCGCCAAUUGUGAAGUUACAGAGUGGGGAAAUUAUAAGGAGCGAAAUGGGAGUGAUCGUGGCGGUGGAGGAACCUGAGGCGGAAAGAUUACUGGCAGGAAGACGAAAAAUCGGGAACCGGAAACCCCCGAGAAGUACGGUGUGUGUGUAUUUCACGGCGGAUCGAGAUAGGAUUCCGGUGAAGGAACCGGUAUUGUUUCUGAAUGGAUCAGGGAAGGGGAUCGUGAACAACAUGUUUUUUGCGACGAAUGUGGCGCCGUCGUACGGGCCGCCGGAUAAGGCGCUGGUAUCGGUGUCGUUGAUCGGGAAAUUUGAGGGUGUUGAAGAUGAGGAUCUAACGGCUGAGGUUAUCCGGGAGAUGGGAGAUUGGUUUGGGGAAUCGACGGUUGAGGGGUGGAAGCAUCUGAGAACGUAUAGGAUUGAGUUUGCGCAACCGAAUCAAUCUCCACCAUGGGAUUUGAUGAAAGAUCCAACGGUGGAGAAUGGGCUUUACGUAUGCGGUGAUUAUUUGACAUCCGCCACUUUCGACGGUGCUUUAGUCGCCGGGAGAAAGGCGGUUGAAGCUUUGGUCAGGGACAGAGCGGUCAUUUACGUAUGAGUUUUUUAAUUCUUUGAAUUUUUUUCUCUAAAAAUCUAAAUUGUCUAAAGUAUUAUUUUUUAAAAACAUAAUUGUUCAAUAUAUAUAGAGAUAAAAGUUCGAUUUGGUA
Molecule: messenger RNA, 1808 nt
Organism: Cucumis melo (muskmelon)
Lineage: Eukaryota; Viridiplantae; Streptophyta; Magnoliopsida; Cucurbitales; Cucurbitaceae
Product: 15-cis-phytoene desaturase, chloroplastic/chromoplastic
Exons: 1
Coding region: 278-1699 (473 amino acids)
Molecular function (GO): oxidoreductase activity
Source: RefSeq, a predicted model, not a curated record